Molecule: messenger RNA, 1179 nt
Organism: Erinaceus europaeus (western European hedgehog)
Lineage: Eukaryota; Metazoa; Chordata; Mammalia; Eulipotyphla; Erinaceidae
Gene: CIB2
Product: calcium and integrin binding family member 2
Exons: 7
Coding region: 219-761 (180 amino acids)
Molecular function (GO): calcium ion binding
Source: RefSeq, a predicted model, not a curated record
CCCGCGCGGGCGCCGAGGUCCCGCGGGCAGCGCUCGGGCGCGGGUCUCCCCGGCGGAUGGGAGGCGGCGGCUGUGCAGGCGGGCGGCCGCCAUGGGGAACAAGCAGACCAUCUUCACGGAGGAGCAGCUGGAUAACUACCAGGGCCCUCUGCAGAGAAGCUGAAGUCUGGGAGGUUGGCGAGCCUGGACAAUGAUCUGCUGCAAAGCCCCUUCCCCUGAUGGCCUGGACUUGGGGCCUGGGGCCUGAGGACUGCACGUUCUUCAACAAGAAGGACAUUCUCAAGCUGCACGCGCGCUUCUACGAACUGGCCCCCAACCUGGUGCCCAUGGACUACCGCAAGAGCCCUGUGGUGCACGUGCCUAUGAGCCUCAUCAUCCAGAUGCCAGAGCUGCGGGAGAACCCCUUCAAGGAGAGGAUUGUGGAGGCCUUCUCUGAGGACGGCGAGGGGAACCUCACCUUCAACGACUUUGUGGAUAUGUUCUCUGUGCUGUGCGAGUCCGCGCCCCGAGAGCUCAAGGCCAGCUACGCCUUCAAGAUCUACGACUUCAACACCGACAACUUUAUCUGCAAGGAAGACCUGGAGCAGACGCUGGCACGGCUCACCAAGUCAGAGCUGGAGGAGGAUGAGGUGGUGCUGGUGUGCGACAAGGUCAUCGAGGAGGCCGACCUGGACGGCGACGGCAAGCUGGGCUUCGCCGACUUCGAGGACAUGAUUGCCAAGGCCCCCGACUUCCUCAGUACCUUCCACAUCCGGAUCUAAGUGCUGCCAGCCGGAAGCCCCACCCCCCCAGCUCCCCAAGGAACCGAAGCCUCUGGGGGUCCCCCCAAGAACAAUUCCUCAGCCCUUUCAGCAAAAAAAAAAUUCUGAACCAGGGAAGGGGCCAGGGACCAGCUGCCCCUCCCUGGCCCGGAGGCGGCCCCCACCUCCAGUACCUGGCACUCCCACUCCUGAGGGGUGGCAUCUCCCUGGGCAGGUGGCCGCGGCCUGGCAGGGUAACAGCCCUGCUCUUUCUCUAGGGCCAGCCUUCCCACGCCCCAGUCUUUCCCUGGGACCUGGGACCUGUGACGGUGGAGGCCAGGGGCUUUGUCCUGAGCACGGCUCCUCCUGCCUGCAGCUCUCCACCCCCUUGUCUGCGCCCCCCACCCCGUGAGCCCCAGCAGUAAACUGCUCUCCUGUC